UAUUAAAAACUUUAAUGUGAUGUGUAAGUUAGCUAGCUAGCUGCUAUUUUAGCAGCAGGUUGUUGUUAGUUGGCUAGCUAACUGUUAGGUGUGCUGCUAUGGGAAAGCUGUGCAGCAGUUUAAACAUAAUUUCCGACGUUGACAGACAUGAGUGCAUUCUGAAAUAUUUCUGGCAUAGCUAGCUACAUUUGUUCCAGUGUUCUGCUACAGAUAAAUUGCUGAGAAGUGUAGGGACAGUUGACGAUAUGACCACUUUUGUGAUGUUCAUGCAAGAGCACAUACUCAACUAAAUACUAAACCUGUGUAGGCGGCUUGCUGUGUGUUCUCACAGCCAGACAUGUAAGCAUCUCAACCUUUCACCCAGUCCCCUCUCCACUGGGAAUUUGUUCAGCAGUGGGACCAGGGCAUUGAGUGAGACUGGACCCUCGCAGGCUAAAUUCUUUCCUGCAAAUGAGGGAUCAAUGCUGCUCCCUGGGACUUACAAAGGCAAAGUGGCCUUUAUCACAGGAGGAGGAACGGGGUUGGGAAAAGGCAUGACCACAACACUGUCAGCACUAGGGGCAGAGUGUGUCAUCGCUAGCAGAAAACUGGAUGUUUUGAAAAAGACUGCAGAGGAAAUUACAGCUCAGACAGGAAAUAAGGUCCAUGCUGUGCAGUGUGAUGUUAGAGACCCCAAGUCAAUUGAAGCUGCUGUGGACCAACUGGUAGAGGUUGCUGGUCUCCCUGAUGUGGUGAUCAACAACGCUGCAGGGAACUUCAUCUCCCCGUCAGAGAAGCUGUCUGCCAACGCAUGGAGGACCAUCACAGACAUCGUCCUGAACGGCACGGCCUUCGUCACCCUGGAACUGGGCAAGAGGCUGAUACUGGCCGAGAAGGGUGCUGCGUUUCUGGCCAUCACCACCAUCUACGCAGAGACCGGCUCUGGAUUUGUGGUUCCCAGUGCGGCUGCCAAGGCAGGAGUGGAAACUCUGUGCAUGUCUCUGGCUGCGGAGUGGGGGAGGUACGGCUUGAGGUUUAAUGUCAUCCAGCCAGGACCAAUCAGAACCAAGGGGGCCUUCAGUCGUCUCGAUCCCACGGGCAUGUUUGAGAAGGCCAUGAUCGGCAGGAUACCCGUGGGCAGGCUGGGCACGCCCGGAGAGAUUGCCAACCUGGCAGCCUACUUGUGCAGUGACUAUGCCAGCUGGGUGUCUGGAGCGAUAAUUAGAAUGGACGGUGGAGAGUAUGUCUCCAUGGCAGGAGAAUUCAAUGAUCUGAGGAGGGUCACUAAGGAGCAGUGGGCUAUGAUGGAGACCAUGAUCAGGGGCACCAAGGGAUCCUAAGAAGUCAAGAUGGGAACACGAUACUUCCGGGGCAGCAGGUAGCCUAGUGGUUAGAGCGUUGGACUAGUAACUGAAAGGUUGCAAGAUUGAAUCCCCGAGCUGACAAGGUAAAAAUCUGUCGUUCUGCCCCUGAACAAGGCAGUUAACCCACUGUUCCUAGGCCGUCAUUGAAAAUAAGAAUUUGUUCUUAGCUGACUUGCUUAGUUAAUUAAAGGUUAAAAAAAUUAUAUUUACUAACUCUCUACCACUGUUAAUGCUCCAGGGAAACACAGAUACUGUACACACAGACAAUCUUUCCCUCUGUUUCUGACCUAAAACAGAGAUUAUACCAUGUCAGGGAAUAUGGCUACAGGAUCGACACACACACACACAGCCUUCUCUACAAACACAUUCUCACACACUCACUUAACCUCAAGCCUUAUUUCUCAUUGCCUAAUGGACAAAUCGACAGGAUGGGGACAGUAGGGCAGCAUUUGAAGAGAAAAUGGCUUCAUCAGGAGGCCAACUAUUUAGAGGAGGUUCUCUCUCUCGAACCUCAUCUUUUCGUUCUCACUCGGUCUGAGAUUCUACUGGCUACAGCACUCCCUGGAUGAAACUGGCUUCUUGUUGGUUGAAAAACCUGUCCGUUCCUACGAUUGACUUGGUAUUUUGCUAGUAACAUUUAUCAUUUGUUUUUACAAUGAUGCCUUGAAAAGAAUGAAUUCUGUUCUUUUUCAAAAACAUGUUUCAAUGGCCUAUCUAAGUUGACGUCCAGUAAUGCUAUUCAUUGCUGUUAAGUGAUUGUGUUGUGCUCUGUGUGUACAAUAAGUGAGGUUUACAUGAAUAUGUCUGUGUGGAGUAUGUUGAAUAAAAGACAGUAGACAUUUUA
Molecule: messenger RNA, 2187 nt
Organism: Oncorhynchus mykiss (rainbow trout)
Lineage: Eukaryota; Metazoa; Chordata; Actinopteri; Salmoniformes; Salmonidae
Gene: decr1
Product: 2,4-dienoyl-CoA reductase 1
Biological process (GO): fatty acid beta-oxidation
Cellular component (GO): mitochondrion
Molecular function (GO): 2,4-dienoyl-CoA reductase (NADPH) activity
Source: RefSeq, a predicted model, not a curated record